This is a messenger RNA of Crotalus tigris (Tiger rattlesnake), 6281 nucleotides long. It is a transcript of the gene GCNT4, whose product is annotated as glucosaminyl (N-acetyl) transferase 4. The record is from RefSeq and is a predicted model, not a curated record. Gene Ontology annotation, molecular function: acetylglucosaminyltransferase activity. Lineage: Eukaryota; Metazoa; Chordata; Lepidosauria; Squamata; Viperidae. The coding region runs from base 1362 to 2765 and encodes 467 amino acids. Gene Ontology annotation, cellular component: membrane. The transcript is spliced from 3 exons.
UUUAAGAGGCUGAAAGUACUCCAGAAGUCCAGUUUAGAAGGGUUUCCCUCAUUUGUCUAGGGGAAAAGGCGUGACGGGGAUGAGACCGAGAACCGGCUCGCUGUCCAGAACAUGGAUGCUACAUAUUUAGGUUACCAAGAUCGCGAGUGGAGGCGCUUUGGCACCGAGGCUGCAAGGCUACAUAUGCCAGUUGUACUGCGGAGUGAACGCUUGACUCUCACCGAAGAACCGAAGCGGAUCAGGAAGGUCUGCGGGCCGGAGACUAGACCACCAGCACCCGCCGGCCGCAGGAGAUGGACUUUCUCUCUGCCUCCGAAACGGAAACAGAGCAGACGCGACGGUGGCACACCAGAACCCGCAGCUCGCAGGUGCGCUUGGGGGCAAAACCCUCGCGCGUUGCUCUGAGGCUGCUGGUGGGGACGGCCUGGGACGGACUCGAAAAAUAUGCCGCGGCAGUUGCGCUCCUCCCUUUUUGGUGUGGAGGAGCUACCGCCGCGCCUCCUUCGCCCGCGUCACGGAAGCUUCACUUGCAGCUGCAACUGUUUCUUCGCGCUUCCUUUCUCAGAGGCACCAACUGGGGCGCCAGGGCAAGAGGGGGACCGGCCACGUUCGCGCGCGGCCAGGCCAGGGGGACACCCUGCUCCCUCUCUCGGUCGGAGCGCAGCCAGGUGGGGUCUCGCUGCUCCCGCGCGACGGCGCUCUCCGAAGUAGAGUUCACUUUUCAGAGAGGCAAAUAACUUUCCAUCUGUCUUCGCCCCGCUGGAACGAGACCACCCUUUCACUUUAGAAACCAAGGCUGGCCAGCCUUGAAUGCCUGCCUGGGAAUAUUUUCGUCUGGACGGUAAUAGAGAAAUGUUGCUCUUUCUUCUUCAUGUAAGAUAGCUACAUAUUUGAUAAAGCACUUUUAAUCAGAGACAUCUGACAAUAAUAUAGUAUUGGUGCAAGUAAUAGAAAGAGGUAAAAACACUGAUAUAAUCCACUAAACCAGAUGGUGACUGCACAAUUUCCUAUAAUACAUUAAACAAAGUGGGGGAAAAGGAGCAACUGAGGCAGCUUCUGAUAGGGAAGGUGAGAGGUCACUUCUGCUAAAUGGGAUAGAGAAGGGGCAGUUAUGAUCAGCAAUACUUAGAGAAAGUAUGGCAAGAAAGCAAAGGAAAAAAGUUGGCCAAGGAGAUCAUAGAUGAUCCGUUCCUGAGGUAAGACUAGAAAAUUUUGAAUCAAGAAAACAAAUCUUUUUAAAGGUGUUAAUGCAUUUAUAGGCUCUUGCUGGCAAUUGUAGGAGAGAAAUUCAAGGAAAUGCAUUUAUGUUAUCCCUGAAAUAGUUAUGUGGCUAACUUUUGUAUCAAUUACAAACAUAUAGAAUGGUCUUUAAUUUGCCUUUGAUUCUUUCUUUUCACAGAAUGAAGAAAUGCAAAUGCUCCUAUAUUUGUCGAACACGAUUGCGUGUUUUAAUACUGUUUUUAACAGUUGUGCUGCUCUUGCUGCUUAAACUCCUCAAAGCUGAUUGGAUUUUACUCUUUCACAAAGAUAGGUAUUUUGUAGAACCAUUUUUAAGUACCUCAUCAUUUGUGAAAAACAAGUACAGCUAUGAAAAAAAAUAUGGCCAAGAUAAAAUUAAUUGUUUCUCCAUCUAUAAUCAAGAUCCCAUGGAGAUUGGGAAGUCUUUAGAGAUAAAGAGAAAAAAGAUUAUUGAUUUAGAAGAUGAAGAUGUUGUAGCAAUGACCAGUAAUUGCCAGGAAUACCGAAAAAUUAGAGAAUAUCACCUAAAGGUCGUUUCACCAGAAGAGGAAGAAUUUCCUUUAGCUUAUUCUCUGGUUGUUCACAAAGAUGCCAUAAUGGUUGAGCGGCUCAUUCAUACAAUAUAUAGUACUCAGAAUAUCUACUGCAUUCAUUAUGAUCAAAAGUCUUCUAACACUUUCAAACAGGCUUUGGAGAAUCUGGCCAAAUGCUUCUCCAAUAUAUUCAUUGCAUCCAAAUUGGAAGUGGUUGAGUAUGCCUACAUUUCAAGGUUGCAGGCAGAUUUGAAUUGUUUAUCCGAUUUAUUGAAAUCUGCAGUUCCAUGGAAGUAUGUAAUUAAUUUGUGUGGCCAAGAUUUUCCCCUGAGAUCAAACUUUGAGCUGGUAUAUGAAUUUAAGAGACUUAAUGGAAGUAACAUGUUGGAGACUAGUAGACCAAGCAAUUAUAAAAAAAAAAGAUUUACCUAUCACUAUGAACUUAAAAAUAAUCAUUUUCAAUAUAUAAAGAUGCCAAUAAAAACUUAUAUUACAAAGCGUCCACCUACACACAAUAUUGAAGUUUUUGUAGGCAGUGCCUACUUCGUUUUAUGUCGAGCUUUUGUACAGUAUAUUCUUGGCAAUUCCCAUGUACAAGAUUUUUUGGAAUGGUCAAAGGAUACUUAUUCACCUGAUGAACAUUUCUGGGCAACUCUUGUUCGUAUACCUGGAGUACCUGGAGAGAUUUCAAGAGACGCUCACGAUAUCACAGAUCUUCAGAGCAAAACCCGUUUAGUAAAAUGGAGCUACUAUGAGAACCAUCUCUAUCCUCCCUGCACUGGUAUAUAUAUUCGAAGUGUGUGCAUCUAUGGAGCUGCAGAACUAAAAUGGCUCCUCAACUAUGGGCAUUGGUUUGCCAACAAGUUUGACUCAAAAGUGGACCCUAUUGUAAUAAAAUGUUUGGCAGAAAAGAUUGCAGAACAGCAAAAGCAAUGGGUUAGUUUAGCUUCUGAAAAACAUGUUAUACACAAAAUAUUUACGGGUAUCUCCUAACAGUAUGGAAUAAUUAUGAGUAGAUUAUGUGGUAUUUUUAAAGUGAGGAAUUGCUGGAUGGAGGGGGUUUUUUUGCUUGUCAGAGACAUACCUGUAAGGGAAUCUCUGGUCUAUCUUGGCAAAAUGCAAAUAAAUUUCUACAUGUGUAGCUAAAAUAAGAUGCUCUCUAGUUGAGCACUAAGCAAUUAACUUUGCCUGAAAUCUUUGGGACAGAGAUUAUAGGUAGUCCUCAUUUAGUGACUAUUUCAUUUAGUGCCCAAUCACAGUUAUGAUGGUAAUGGAAAAGUAAUUUUAUGACUAGUUCUGAUAUUUACGACUUUUGCAAAAACAAAAGAAGACUAAAGUAAGACCAUGAGCCAGGUGCAAUUUCACUUAGGGACUCUUUCACUUAAGAAUUGAGUUUCCAAUCCCAUUUGUGGUUAGUAAACAAGGACUAUGUGUACAAUCUUCAGCAAUAAAAGAUUAGAGACAAAGGUUGUGUCCUGAGGCCAUGUCUUCUAAAAAUGGAUAGUAGGUUAACUUUGUGCCAAAGUAACCAGGAAGAAAGGAUGCUAUCCCAGAGAUGCUAUGAAAUAUUCAAUGCUUUGAGAAAGCAUUCUGGUUGGUGUUCAAUGCUCCCUCAGGUUUUGACUAAUGUGAAGUUUUUAUCUGCAUAAAUUCUUGUCUCUUAUUCAUUUUUUAUUUCUAUAUGCAGUCCCACGACUGCCUACACUUUCAAAACCACUGGUUUACCUCAUGUAAAACAUUUGAUUAGAUUUUAUCUAUACUUUUGCUUACUGUCUUGUUUACAAGGACAGAGCUUGAAUUUUGUUAUAAUCAUGGAUCAAAACUAUGCAAAAUGAAUGAAAACUCUACUAAAUUGUAUAUGCAAUUAUGAAAUGUAUGUUGUAUGUUAAAUCAGCCUUUCUAUAUAUUUAAGGAUGUAUGUACACUGGGUAAUUAUAAUUUAAUUAUUUAAAUAAGAUUUAUUUUAUUAUUUUAAUAUAUUUCAAAAAUUCUCUGGAGCAACGAGAGAUAUAGAUAACGCUUUUUCUACACAAAUUUCUCCUUUGCCAAAACUGUAAGAAAGAAAGAUAUCUUUGUUGCUUACAUGCAGUUCUCUCAUCUUGCUGGUGUCACCAUUGUUAAUGCAAGUCUGCAAUAAGUAUUACAAAAAAAAUGGUGAAUAAAUUCUAUACAAAAUGCAGAAUUACAAUUCUGCUGGGCGGUACAAGGCAAAGCACGUUUUGAUAAGACGUGAUGAACACUUCCUCACUCAGUCACUUUUUUAAAAAAAUAUUUUACAGUUCUAGCUUUAAAAAAAGAUUGAUAACCUGAACAAAGAUUAGUGCCAGUCCUGCCCAGAUGCGAGGCAAGGUCGGUGGAAGAAAGCCCGGAUGACCCGACAACCACGAACACAACUAGACAGCAGUUGCAUGAACAAAAUGUACAAGAAAUCUUAGGCUGCCAGAACUAUUCUAUUCUACAAAGCAGGGUAGGCUUCUCUGGCUAUGUACACCAGAUGCUAAAAAACUAAUUAAAAAUAAAUUUAAAAAGUGUAUAAUUAAUAUUUGGCUUUCAAAAUAGGGUCAAGCCUAGAAUCUUCCUACCUCAUUUUUUUCAAUCUGAAGCCAGUAAUGAUUUAACGUUCUUUGUACUUUAAAGUAGCCUGCCUUAACUUUGUAUUCAAUAUGUGGGCUGAACAGCAACUCCCAGAAUUCCUAGUUUCUAAAAAAUUUGUGAAUUGCACCCUCAGCCUAUUUAUAAAAUGCCAAAUUGAUAAAAGUUGAUAUAAAAAUAUAAGAACUUUGUUGUGGCAUUUUUUUUUUAAAAAAUAUUAUUUAUUAUAAUUGUUUUCUACCCAAUCCACCCUGUAAAAAUACUUCAUCAUUAGCUGGAGAAUGACAGGUUGGGAAAGCUAAUUUUGCAAAAAGAGUAUGUAUCUGAUGAGUUGUAUAUGACCAGCCUUCCUGUGGUAGUUGAAUAUUCUGAAAAUUGCAAUCCCCAAACAUCUGGGUAACGAAUGUAAGAUUCUUUACAGUAAUUAAAUAAAUUAAUUACUGGAGAAGUUCUAGGGAUUACUUAAAUCGGUUCCCUUUAGAUUGAAAUGGAUAAAAGUUUACAAGCCUUUUGCAACGUUUCCCUUUAUUUGCAACAUAGAGCUCAAAGAUAGUCCUAUUGAACAGAAAGCCAAAGUAUACUGAUCCCAUAUCAAGUCUCCAGGGAGUUAGCCAGCAAUAUAAUCUGGGAACACAUUGUUCUUCUUUUGCAGAUUAUCUCUAGGAGAGAGGAUAAAGGGAAACAGUUUGUUCUAUAGGUGUGUCCAGGCAUUCUGAGCAAUUAGCUAAUUUUUCUAGCUAAAUUUUCUAACAAAACGCAUUGGUGUGUAACUCUAGUGAGACUAUUACAAAGCUUCCAUUUCUAUUUACCCAAUUAAAAUGGAGCCUGAAAUUACAUUGAAAACAGCUUGAGUUUAGGACAGAGCUUAAAGAAAUAGUUUUCAAUAUCAUGCUAUAGAUGCCUUUUAAAAAUCCUGCUUUAAAUAGUUUCAUUAAAAGUAUUUUCUUUCUUAUAGUUAGUAUCCUUUGAGAGUCACUGCUGUUUGAACAACAUGAGAAAUAAAAGGAAGUAAUUGCUAGUGCAUUGAAGCAGUGAAGUUUCAAAUACUGGACUAAGGGAGUAAGGGAAACUUUACUGCAUGGCUGAUCACAACAAACAGCACUGAGAGAAAGGCCAUCUAAUAGCCAGUGCAAUUCAAUAUCUAUACAAAGCAACAGGAAAUCAUUUCAGGAAAUUUGAGUAUAAGUAAUUUAUAUGUUCUAGACAAGCAGUUUUUUCAUAUCUAUAUAAAUAAAAAUGUAAAUGUUCGUUUGUUCAAAAUCUUAAAUCUCCGAAAGUUCUUCACCGAAAUUUUGACACAACGUUGCAUUCAAAUAUGCACGUGUUUUUAUAUACUUAUAUUAUAUAGAUGUCACACCUGUGACAGGUAAAAACAUGCUGUUUUUGAAAAACAGCGCCAUUUGUUGGACAUAAUCUCUACAUCUGCACACACAAUGGAACAACAAAAAAUAUUGUAUACCCACAAGCAUUGUGAAAUUAAACAUAUUACAAAUGUGCGCUUUCUCUUUUCUUUCUUUUCCAUUUAACUACACUGAGCCACAGCAAUGCGUGGCUGGGUACAGCUAGUGACAAAUAAAAAUAGAUAUAUGGGAGGAAGUACAAUAUAUUUAGACAACUCUGGCUGUCAAGAGUUGGGCUACUGCAUUUUACUGCAUAUAAAAAAACACUUAGCCUAAUUGUUUAAAUACAUAGCAAAGACAUGGAAUAAUACUUAUAUCAAUGGGCAGUCAGUUCAUAGUUUGAAAUUGAUUAAAGAUUGAAAUUCUGGGUAUGAAUUAUAUCUCCCCUUUGUUUUUGUAUGGAGUUUUCUUUUGAUCUUUUUUGUUUUUUUUACCUUUUUCUGUCUGUUAAAGUAUAAAAUUAAUAAUGAAACUGUAUAUUUAAAAUAAUACCAAUAAACAGUUAUAAUGCAACUGA